Messenger RNA from Aedes aegypti (yellow fever mosquito), 968 nucleotides. RefSeq lists its product as uncharacterized. NCBI's taxonomy places the organism in Eukaryota, Metazoa, Arthropoda, Insecta, Diptera, Culicidae. The transcript is spliced from 2 exons. The coding region runs from base 63 to 815 and encodes 250 amino acids. The record is from RefSeq and is a predicted model, not a curated record.
CGCAUUCGUUUACAAACAACUGUAACGCAAUUCAGUGCUCCGGUCCCAGUUCCCACAAAAUAAUGAACUGGACCCCGGGUAAAAUAGUUGGCACGGUGAAGCCGGCCGGAGCGAACGUGGCUCCGAUCCCCGCUCCGGUCCUGGCACCGGUACCAGCUCCAGUCAGUGCACCACAGAAGUUGAUUCCGCAGCCGGUACCGGCUCCCUUGUUGGGAACCACAACGCCCGCUAGUGGAAGCAGCGGGACCAAAGCAGAGAAACCUGUCGCUUUGAAGGGAACCGUGCAGAGUCAACCGACGGGGGCGAACAGGAUUCUCGGCACAAUCAAAGUGGCCGGCAGUGACCAGCCGGGCAUCAGUUGCGACCAGUUGACCAAUAAAGCCGUGGAGGAAAUCUACCGGGACGCCAAAAUCGGUCGCAUCCGGGCCUCCCAGGUGGGCGCCCUGGGCUGGCGUGGCUGCCCGCUGAAGAAAACCAACAAACGCUUCCUCAACCGGACGAUGAAUUCAGUGAUGCAGCACAACCGAAGGGAGACGAUCCGCACCUUUCACAGCUCGACACAGAAGCUGAUCGAGAUGGAUCGGCAGGAUGAUGUGCGGCAUCGCCACAGGAAGAGGUCUCCCCCAAAGGCGUCGUCCAGGAGCGGUCGUCACGGAGAGGUGGUGCACCUGGAUGACGACGAGGACAAUGAGGAUUUUACGAAGGAUGUGAUUGGGGUGGAUCAGUUGGGUUUGAAAAGGGCGAGAGCGGCGAGACGGGAGAAGGCGACGGAAGAGAUGGAAGAAGGAGAGAUACGGUCUGAUGAUGAGGAUUAGAAUAGAGGUACUAUUGAAUGACAAUUAAAAUGGAGGAUGUUUCAAUUCGUGGAAAGUAUGAGAACUACUGGCGUAGUCACCAUUUUUAUAUUCAGCAUAUUUUUGAUUAUCAAACACAAAGCGUUUUGAAAAUAUAUGUCCUGUUGAUUUCGA